GUGCAAGUGAAAUAAAUAAUUCGAAAAUGCGGUUUAAAAUUACACUUGCCGAAAAGCCCUCUCACAAGGCUCCUGUCACUUGUGUUGGUUGGAGCAGCACAGAAGAAGUAUAUUCAGCAGGAGAUGACUACCAAAUUCUAUCCUGGGCAGUCUCAACGAAUCAAUCUACCAGAAUUACAAAAUUCAGCGACGAAAUAUGGCCCACAGAUCUUCAAUUUUUACCUAGAACUGGAGGAUCGCUUAGCAAGCACGGAGAUUUAAUUCUUAUAACCGCAGCUGAUGGAAGAUUCCAUAUUCUCAAUAAAGCUGGACGCAUUGAAAGAUCCGUUGAGGCGCACAAUGGAGCUAUUUUGGUUGGACAGUGGGGUAAUGAUGGCACCGGGCUCCUAACAGCUGGUGAAGAUGGAAUGAUUAAAAUUUGGUCAAGGAGUGGAAUGUUACGAAGCACUGUCGUAUCUAGUGAAAACUCUGUCUAUGGAGCAUCAUGGUCUCCAGACAGUCAGUCGAUUGCUUAUACGCAAGGAAAAUGUCUGAUUAUUAAACAGCUUGCACCGAACACGAAACCGCUUAAGUGGAAAGCACACGAUGCUAUUGUCCUAUGCUUAGCGUGGAGUUCAGUUUCCGAGCUAAUAGUGUCUGGUGGAGAAGAUUGCAAGUAUCGUGUAUGGGAUAGUCAAGGGCGGUUAAUGUUUUCAAGUGGUUUUCAUGGAAAUCACAUAACAUCAGUGGCAUGGUCGCCCGUUGGUGACCUAUUUGCUGCCGGUACAUAUAAUACUUUGAGGUUAUGCGACUAUUCAGGGUGGUCCCGAUCUUUAGACAAACCCAACACCGGCUGUAUUUACAAGAUGGCCUGGUCUGCAGACGGAACUCAACUUGCUGGUGCCUGCGCCAAUGGCCAAGUGUUAUUUGCCCACGUAGUGGAAAGAGAAGUCCACUACCAGAAUUAUACUGCUUUGGUCACUGAAAAGAAGCUUGUUACUGUUAAAAAUAUUUUGGAUGACACAACAGAACAAUUGGAAUUACCUGAACGAGUUAUACAGCUGGCGAUGAGAUAUGAAAAUUUGGUGCUUACUACUCCCACUCAGUGUUAUAUUUAUAAUACUAACAAUUGGAAUACUCCAGCGAUUUUCGACUUAAAAGAUGGAUCAGUUAUCUUAUUGUUAUUAGCAGAAAAACACAUGUUGGUGGUGGAAAAAACUACUGUUGGCAUUUACAACUAUCAAGGAAGGUUAAUAGCGUCUCCGAGAUGGCCAAACAUGAGACCUGAUCAUUUGAAAAAUGCACUCAUAACAUUGUCCUCCGAUACAUUAGCAGUUCGAGAUUCAAUUGAUUCAAAAACUAUUCAUAUAGUAGAUCUAUCAAAUAAUAGAACCUCGGCAGAAUCUACCCCGAUUCAACACUCCACGCCAAUUAUGCAGAUAUCACUGGAUCAGCGGGGUGAAACAUUGUCAAGAAAUUUAGCAGUUCUAGAUCGAACAAGAGAUCUAUUUUUGGUUAACGUACGAUCACAAAACAAGAACUUUACCAAAUUGGGACGAAAAAUUGAAUCUUUUCAAUGGAAUGCCACUGACAAUAUAAUGGCAGCCAUUCAGGAUACAAAACUGGUUAUUUGGUAUUGUCCAACUGCUUGCUUUAAUCCCAAGCUAUUGAGGUUAUGUUCUUUUUACAAUGACUCCUCUGAAUUGGGCAGCAGUCCUAGAAUAAAUGAUUUUGUUGGAAAUAUUGUAUCGGUGAGAAGAGCAGACGGAUCUCUUAUUAAUGUCCCAACGUCUCCGUUUCCCAGUCUACUGCAUAAAUGUAUAUUGGACAAUCGAUGGACGGAUGCGUUGAAUCUCUGUCGUUCAACGAACAAUGAGACCACAUGGGCAUGUCUUGCUAUUCUUGCUGUUCAAUCAAGUGCAAAUACAAUAGAUAUAGCAGAAGAGGCUUUUGCAAAUAUUAAUCAUUACGAUAAAGUUUACUUUUUGCAGCAUAUAAAGGAUUUACCCACACGAGCUGAACAGAAAUCGCAAAUGGCUUUACUCGGAGGCAAACAUCAGGAUGCUGAAUCGACUCUUUUGCAUAAUGGAAUGGUCUUUCAAGCUAUCUAUAUGAAUAUUAAUCUAUAUGAGUGGAAUAGGGCUCUAGAUCUGGCUAUUAAACAUAAAACUCAUAUCGACACUGUUCUCUAUUUAAGAGAAAAAUAUUUAAAAGGGUUGGACAAAACUGAGAACAAUAACAGAUUUAUUAGCCUUAACGAAACUGUUAACAUUGAUAAAGAAAAAGUUGAACAAAAGCUUAUGAUGGAGUUUCAAAAACAAAAACAAAGUGGAUAAAUAUAUGUUACCAUAUCACUGUUCAAAAAUUGUAUAUAAAUAAAAUAUCAUCGUUAAUUU
This is a messenger RNA of Diabrotica balteata, 2375 nucleotides long. Lineage: Eukaryota; Metazoa; Arthropoda; Insecta; Coleoptera; Chrysomelidae. The record is from the annotation of a GenBank genome assembly.